Molecule: messenger RNA, 942 nt
Organism: Ceraceosorus guamensis
Lineage: Eukaryota; Fungi; Basidiomycota; Exobasidiomycetes; Ceraceosorales; Ceraceosoraceae
Product: Clavaminate synthase-like protein
Exons: 5
Coding region: 1-942 (313 amino acids)
Molecular function (GO): 2-oxoglutarate-dependent dioxygenase activity
Source: RefSeq, a predicted model, not a curated record
AUGUCGACCUGUAGUAGUUGCCAAAGGCAAGCAUCGUCACCGCAGCAAAGCUUGCUGCUGGCUGCUUCAAAGCUGCCACACAUAGAGCCUUGCCUGUACCCACCCCCAACGCCCGAAUUCUUUGGUCGAACUUUUGUUGCUCAGAACCGACCAGGUCACUUCCCCAACCUAGUCUCACCAGCGUCAUCCUACGCUUGGCCAGCUUCUGUAAAGUGGUCCGAACGGGAUGGAGGUUCGCUGGAAGAGACGCUGAGGGGUAUGCUGCGCUCUGACGCAGCUCGAGAAGCGAUCGUCAAAGUCGAAUUGGCAAAGUUUGGGCGUGGGUACAACGAUGAAGGAAAGGGUUGGGACCUGAUCAGGAUGCCCUUCGGCACAUUCAUCGAGUCCUUCAUAUGCCAAAGUCUGCCUUGGUCUCCCACUUCGGAGCGGCUUGUAGGUUACGUAGCUCAACAACCUCUGGCAGAUCUUGGUCAAGAGCUAGAAGCCGAUUGUCCUUCCUUGCCUCAUGUCAAGCAAGGUGCCAAAGGUGGCGGGGAAGAUUGGGGCAGAAAUCUUUGGGUCGGAGGUGCUGAAGCGCAUUCCAUCAAAGGCACCUUUACGCCCAUACACCGCGAUCCAUACCACAAUCUCUUUGUGCAAGUCGUUGGACACAAGCGCAUACACUUCUUCCCACCGGAAGCUGCGGACUUGCUCCACCUGAACCGCACAGGUACGCAGACCAACACGAGUAGAGUGGCGAGCGAAGCGGCCCUUCUGGAUGGGAUUCCUAAAGAUUGCACCGAGACCGAUUCGCUCUCAUUAGCUCAAGCCACCCACAAGCACGCCUUGAAGGCUGCUCACGUCGUCCUUGAGCCAGGCGAUGCUCUGUACAUACCCCAGGGGUGGUUUCACUGCGUGGCCUCGCUCAGCACGAGUGCUAGUGUGAAUUCAUGGUUCAGAUGA